AUGGUCAAGUUAUACGGUUUUCCCGGUUCCACAUGCACCCGCCUCGUCGCUCUCGUCUGCAAAGAAAAGAACAUUCCAUAUGAAUUGACCCAGGUCAACUUGAUGAAAGGUGAACAGAAGGCCCCAUCUUUCACCGCCAUUCAGCCAUUCGGUCAGGUCCCAUACAUCGAUGACGAUGGUUUCAUUCUAUACGAGUCCCGCGCGAUCGCAAGAUACAUCAUCAAGAAACACCCUAACCAGGGCACCCCCUUGAUCCCCAGCGACCCCAAGGCCGAGGCCCUGUUCGAACAAGCAGCUUCGAUUGAGACGUUCAAUUUCAACGCUUUUGUCGCCCCCAUCGUCGCGGAAAAAGUGUUCAAGCCGCGCCGUGGUCUGCAACCAGAUGAGGCACGUGUCAGCGAGCUGUUGGCGACCCUCCAGAGCAAGAUGGAUGCGUAUGAGGUGAUCCUCAGCAAACAGAAGUACCUUGCUGGCGACUCUGUCACGCUUGCUGAUUUGUCCCACCUGCCGUAUGGCACUGCGUUCUACGGACUCGGAGGUGUCUUUGCUGAGGUAUUUGACAGCAGGCCUAACCUUGCUAGGUGGUGGAAGGACAUCUCUAACAGGCCUGCUUGGCUUGCCGUCAAGGAUGGUGCAUGA
Molecule: messenger RNA, 639 nt
Organism: Suillus bovinus
Lineage: Eukaryota; Fungi; Basidiomycota; Agaricomycetes; Boletales; Suillaceae
Product: glutathione S-transferase
Exons: 5
Coding region: 1-639 (212 amino acids)
Cellular component (GO): cytoplasm
Molecular function (GO): glutathione binding; glutathione transferase activity
Source: RefSeq, a predicted model, not a curated record